Messenger RNA from Aethalodelphis obliquidens (Pacific white-sided dolphin), 2651 nucleotides. RefSeq names its product solute carrier family 5 member 7 (gene SLC5A7). Gene Ontology annotation, biological process: neuromuscular synaptic transmission; acetylcholine biosynthetic process; synaptic transmission, cholinergic. Lineage: Eukaryota; Metazoa; Chordata; Mammalia; Artiodactyla; Delphinidae. The record is from RefSeq and is a predicted model, not a curated record. Bases 1224 to 2651 code for a protein of 475 amino acids. Gene Ontology annotation, cellular component: synapse; perikaryon; plasma membrane. The transcript is spliced from 6 exons. Gene Ontology annotation, molecular function: choline:sodium symporter activity.
UAUAAUCUGAAAUCUUCUACAUAUCACUUCAAAAAAACAUUAAAAAAUAGGUGAAUUAAUGUAAAUAAUAGAAUUGCUGAACGCAGUACAUGGAAAAUGUUUUUCUUUUGCCCUGUAACCAUUACAAAAACAAAAAUGAGAAACCUUACAUUUAUUUUUCCAUGCUAAGUCUUUGAAAUCGAUGUGCCCUUGGCAUUCUUCCAACACUUCAGACAAGCCACGUCUCCGGUGGCUGUGUCACCAGCCACUCGAUGUCCAGGGCCGCCGUGCGGGGCUGAGCGGGUCUCAGGGAUGACAGGGAUGACACGCCUUCCCCUCACUUCUCACUCUGUUUCAGCCACCUGGGUCGGAGGAGGUUACAUCAACGGGACAGCCGAAGCCGUGUACGUUCCAGAUUACGGUCUAGCGUGGGCUCAGGCACCAGUUGGAUAUUCCCUUAGUCUGAUCUUAGGUAAGCAAAAGUUCACACCUGAGCGACUCAGUCAGUAAGGCAUAUAGAUCAGGAGUAUAAAUAACAAGCGAAAUAAGUCAAACGAUGUGAACAACUGUUGUGGGAAAUGCUGCCGGAAAUCCCUAAGUAGCUGUUAUCAGAAAGUGGUAACACUAACGUUUAGGUGAUCGGAUCUCCUGAUGAUGGAACAUGUUUAAAAAAUUCCCUUGAUUGUUUGCUAUCAAAGCAGUGAAUUUCUUAACAUAAUGAUGUUUUUUCUUUCCAAAAUAGUGCGGACAUAUCGUUAAAAAUGAAUCUGCGUGAAUUGUACCUGCAUUUCAUUUUGUAAAUCAAACUAAUAAAAGGUCAAGAAUAUUAUGUAACAGAGGGUUCCUAAAUUUCUUUUGCACUUAGAAUACUUUUGUUGGAUCCUGUGCUUAAUCAAAUAUCUGAAUGCCCUGCUGGGUGACACAAAUACAUGAAGACAUUUUACGAGUGCACUGCUGGUCCGUGUGUUUCAAUCCACAGCCUCUUCCAUGCCAUGUGUGGCCCCGGAUGCACACGACAAUCGUAUUAAGAAAUUUCCACUUUAUUGCUGAAUAUUUCUUGGUCCUGUACUCACUGGAUUUUGCAGACAGGUUCCUCAACAUGUAUGAGUGUUCUAAAAAAUUCAUUUCCCUUCAGAAAUUAUAUAUAGUAAAAGGUUGGCAAAGACUAUUGUAUUAGGGAUUUUUCAUUUUCUCAUUAACGCUUGCUUUAAUUUCCUUUAGGUGGUCUGUUCUUUGCCAAGCCCAUGCGUUCCAAGGGAUAUGUGACCAUGUUAGACCCCUUUCAGCAGAUCUACGGAAAGCGCAUGGGAGGGCUCCUGUUCAUUCCCGCGCUGAUGGGGGAAAUGUUCUGGGCUGCGGCCAUUUUCUCUGCCUUAGGAGCCACUAUCAGCGUGAUCAUUAGCGCCGAUGUGCACGUGUCCGUCAUCGUCUCCGCCCUUAUCGCCACGCUGUACACCCUGGUGGGCGGGCUCUACUCCGUGGCCUACACAGAUGUCGUUCAGCUCUUCUGCAUUUUCGUGGGACUGUGGGUCAGCGUCCCCUUCGCACUGUCACAUUCUGCGGUUGCUGACAUCGGGUACACGGCCGUGCACACCAAGUACCAGAAGCCCUGGCUGGGGACCAUUGAGCCGUUUGAAGUCUACACGUGGCUCGAUAGCUUUCUGUUGUUGAUGCUGGGUGGAAUCCCGUGGCAAGCCUACUUCCAGAGGGUCCUGUCUUCAUCCUCAGCCACCUACGCUCAAGUGCUGUCCUUCCUGGCAGCCUUUGGCUGCAUGGUGAUGGCUCUGCCAGCCAUACUCAUUGGAGCCAUUGGCGCGUCAACAGACUGGAGCCAGACUGGAUACGGGCCUCUCGACCCCAAGGACAACCAACAGUCAGACAUGAUCUUGCCGAUCGUCCUGAAGUAUCUCUGCCCUGUGUACAUUUCUUACUUUGGUCUUGGAGCCGUUUCUGCUGCUGUCAUGUCAUCAGCAGAUUCUUCCAUCUUGUCAGCAAGUUCGAUGUUUGCUCGCAACAUCUAUCAGCUUUCCUUCAGACAAAAUGCUUCCGACAAGGAGCUCGUCUGGGUCAUGCGCAUCACGGUGUUCGUGUUCGGAGCUUCCGCAAUGACCAUGGCCUUGCUGACGAAGACGGUGUACGGGCUCUGGUACCUCAGCUCCGACCUCGUGUACAUCAUCAUCUUCCCGCAGCUGCUCUGCGUGCUAUUCAUCAAGGGGACCAACACGUAUGGGGCCGUGGCAGGUUACAUCUCUGGCCUCUUCCUGAGAGUCACCGGCGGGGAGCCGUACCUGAACCUGCAGCCCUUGAUCUUUUACCCUGGUUAUUACAUUGAUAAAAGUGGCAUAUAUAAUCAGAGAUUCCCGUUUAAGACCCUUGCCAUGGUGACCUCAUUCUUAUCCAACAUUUGCAUCUCUUAUUUAGCCAAAUACCUAUUUGAAAGUGGAACCUUGCCACCAAAAUUAGAUGUAUUUGAUGCUGUCGUUGCAAGGCACAGUGAAGAAAACAUGGAUAGGACAAUUCUGGUCAGAAACGAAAAUAUUAAGCUAGAUGAACUUGCACCUGUGAAGCCGCGGCAGAGCCUAACCGUCAGCUCGACUUUCACCAAUCAGGAGGCCCUCCUCAACAUGGACUCCAGCCCAGAGGGCUCUGGGACUGAAGAUAAUUUACAAUAA